AUGACGGUGUUGUCACGGGUGCUUCUGGGUGCAGCGGUGGGAAGUGUGAGUGCGGCAUUUAACAUAGCGUGGUGUGAUUCAUCAUUGCAAAGCGGUUCUGUGCUUUCUGUAAACAGUUUACUGCCUGUGGAUGAAAUUAUUAGAGCGGAUGGAAAGAACGCCAGUCUUAAGUCUUGGGGUGUUCCGUGGGUUGAGGAUUGGGACUGUCUUGAGGCGAAGGACGGAGCGGCGGGAAAAAGUUCGGGGCAUAAACGCCAGCUGAUUUUGAUACGUCACGGGCAAUACCAAAAUGAGAAGAGUAGUGAUGACCGGCAACGCACUCUUACUCAACUUGGGGAGGAACAGGCGAGACUCACCGGAAGGUAUUUGUGGCAGGCGUUUCAGCAGAAACGUUUGGUGAAGGAACUGGGUAGUGAACCGGCGCUUGGGGUUGAUAACUUCAUGGGCGGGUUGUUGCGUUUCCAUGAGCCGAAAGAAAUCUACGUCUCGGAUAUGACUCGUGCUCAGCAAACUGUCAAACUCAUAACGGAAGCUUUUCCCUACCACAUACGUGCGCGAGUAAAAACUGAUCCCAUUCUUAGGGAGCGGUAUCCCUGUGACCCUCAGCCGCCGCAUAAGCACCGAUCUGCAGCGCACAGCGACAUGUUAGCGGUGGAGGAGGUGUUCAAAAAAUAUUUUCAUAGACCCUUAAAGGACGAGUCGUCUGUCGAGGUUAUUGUGGGACACGCCAAUGUCAUUCGGUAUUUGGUGUGCCGCGCACUGCAGUUGCCCCCAGAAGCGUGGCUGCGCAUUUCGCUUCCCCACUGUAGCAUCACAAGUCUCGUGAUUGGUGCAAACGGUCACGUCAGUUUAUCUUCGCUUGGGUCGGCAGGGCACCUGCCCGUCGACAUGGUCACAACUCAUAACGUUCCGUAA
Trypanosoma brucei brucei TREU927 is the source of this 915-nucleotide messenger RNA. Its product is annotated as phosphoglycerate mutase-like protein. Bases 1 to 915 code for a protein of 304 amino acids. The record is from RefSeq and is a predicted model, not a curated record. Gene Ontology annotation, biological process: positive regulation of mitochondrial fission. Gene Ontology annotation, cellular component: mitochondrion. The transcript has a single exon. NCBI's taxonomy places the organism in Eukaryota, Euglenozoa, Kinetoplastea, Trypanosomatida, Trypanosomatidae.